UGGUCGGCUCUGCCUGUCAAUAGCGGUGCAGCUCCUCCUCUCAGUGAAACAGCAGUGUAGCAGGCAGAGAGAGUAAAUACAAAAAGCCCCAAGAUGGCGGAGUCACUGAGCUUCAUGCGCAUAGCAGCUACCGACAAAAACCCGCUCCAGAAACCCAAGGAAACCAAAGGAGCCCCGGAUAUCAUACCGCAGUCUUCCCGGGAUCACCACCCCCCGCCGCCCAAAAAAGUCCGAAAUGAGGAGAAGAGCCUUAAAACCAAGAAACUCAAUGGAGAAGGAAGUCGAGGUGGUGCAGUCGAGAAGCAGCAGCACCAGAAACAGAGUUAUGGCAGCCCAACAACAUGGAGCUUCAAUGCUAUUAAGACGAACACUCCGACUCAGCCGACCCAGACUUGUCUCCAUAAAGUCUUCACGCCCAGCGCCUUUCAGUCAACCUCCAACACGCCUAAAAAGCCCAAGGAGAAACGGGAGAAGGAAAAGGAAAAAAAGAAACACAAGCCAGUUCCAGAUAAUAACAGCGUUGCUGGUAUGAAGAAGGAAAACGGGGAGGUGAAGUUGGUGCAGAAAGAUCAGAAUAAUAAAGAAAAGGAGAAAGAUAAAGACAAGAAGAAACACAAAGUUAUGAAUGAAAUUAAGAGGGAAAAUGGAGAAGUGAAAUUGCUGCAGAAAGGAGACAAGGAAAAGCCAAAAAUAAACACAGAAGAGCUGCAGAUCAAAAAAGUUAAGAAGAAAAAGAAAAAGAAACACAAAGAAGCUGAAAAAAGAAAACGGCCCAAAAUGUACAGCAAAUCCAGUCAGACCAUAUGCUCAGGGCUUGGAUCUGACACUAUUGGGGAAGGAGCCAAACCAAGCAAAGGGGAGGAGCGUGACACCAAACCACCAGCCCACCUCUUCCAACAGGAUCCCAGCAUGGAGAAAAAGCACUGCUGUCCACCCAAUGCCAAGCCCCCUGAAAGCAGGGUCCCUCCCUUCAUCUCCUUAAAGAAACCCAAGGUUCAGACCCAGAUACCAGGGUUGGACAACUUGGAGUUCAAAAGCUUAAUUCACGUAGAGCAGCAGCCUAAUGGAGGGGCCUUAGUAGUGCAUGCUUACAGCAAAGAGCUAUCUUGUUUGUCUCCUAUGGAGAUGCAGAGGUUUGCUGAAGAGUUUGUUACACUGUCGUUUAGUGAAGAUGAGAAUUGUGCAGCUUAUUACGUAAUGGGUAUAAUUCACGGGGCAGCUAUGUACCUACCAGAUUUCCUGGACUACUUUUCAUUCAACUUUCCGAACUCUCCGGUGAAAAUGGAAAUCUUGGGAAAGAAAGAUAUCGAGACAACUACUAUGUCAAACUUCCAUGCUCAGGUAAAAAGAACCUACUCGCAUGGAACGUACCGAGCUGGUGCGAUGAGACAGAUCAGCCUGGUGGGAGCUGUGGACGAAGAAGUAGGAGAUUACUUCCCAGAAUUCAUCAGCAUGUUAGAAGACUCGCCCUUUUUAAAACAAACAUUACCCUGGGGAACUUCUUCUAGUCUUAAACUAAAGAGCCCUACAGACAGCGAUGACGGGCCCAUCAUGUGGGUACGUCCUGGAGAGCAGAUGAUUCCUGUAGCUGACAUGCCAAAAUCACCUUUUAAAAGGAAAAGGACUACCAAUGAAAUCAAAAACCUCCAGUACCUACCUCGGGCCAGCGAGCCCCGUGAGAUGCUGUUUGAAGACCGAACUCGGGCCCAUGCGGACCACGUAGGGCAGGGCUUUGAGCGCCAGACCACUGCAGCAGUGGGGGUCCUCAAAGCAGUACACUGUGGAGAGUGUCCUGAUCCACCUCGAAUAACCAAAGAUGUGGUUUGCUUUCACGCUGGAGAUUUCUUGGAGGCAGUGCAAAGACUGCAGUUGGAUCUGCAUGAACCCCCACUGUCACAGUGUGUACAAUGGGUCGACGAUGCAAAGCUUAACCAGCUUCGACGGGAAGGAAUCCGCUAUGCUAGGAUCCAGCUUUACGACAAUGACAUUUACUUUAUACCCCGCAAUGUUGUGCACCAGUUCAAAACGGUCUCGUCCGUCUGCAGCUUAGCUUGGCACAUCCGCUUGAAACAAUAUCACCCAGAGGCAGAGGCGUCCAAUAAUUCCAAUGAAUCCGUAGAAGGGACAGAAACAAAAGCACCUCUAGAACCCAGUGGUGUCAAUGUAGAGGCCAGCGAGUGUACAGCAAGCACCAAUACCUCUGUAGACUUUAAACCUCAGCAACAAAGAAAAGAUCCUAAGGACACUAAGCUUCCAGAAAUCAAAGUGGAAGCUGGAGACUUGCUUCUGGAAAAGAACCCAAAGCCUGCAGAGGUCACACAGCCACAAAGCAAAGUGAAAUCCCAGCACUCGGAAUGUCGAACCACUUCAGCAAAGCAUCCGCACAGUGUGCUGGCAGAGACACAGACAGAAGUCAGUACCCCAGAAUCUCAGUGCAGGAACGAGAGAUCAAAGGACAUGCUCUACACAAAAGCUCCUGAGGACACAAGGCCGCACCCUUCAGUAAAACACCACCUGCAUGAGCAGCAGAAAGACUUUUUAUACUAAUUUGUACAUACUGUUUUUAAAUCUUUGUUUUUAUGAUCUUCAGCAGUGUGGUGUACUAUAUGGAAUAUGUAAGCUCUGUGGGGCAGGCUUGUGACUUGCUCUCUACUCUGUUACCGAACGAAUACAUAGCAAAUGUAGCUUGUAACACAUUCCUCAGUGCCUGUCCGUAACUGUGAACUAUCAAAGCACUUAAGGCCAGCUGCACUGUUACACUGCAGGUUUGAAUUAAACAGGUCCUUAAAUAAUAUAUUUUUAAGUUGUAGGUUUUAGAUGUAUUAGAGCUGACAUGAACAUAUAUAUUUUUUGUAAGAUGAGCCAGAAUUCUUUUGAUGACUCCGGGCUUUUCCAUAGAGCUUAUUUAUAUCAAAUUGGUUUCCAUUUGAAAUGUGUCAGCACUGUAGUGUAAAUAACUUCUUUUUUUUUUUUUUAAACUUGUAGUGUGGUUUAUACUUAAAUAAGAACCUCCUAAUAAAAGGUUCAGAAAAAUGGAAUGUUGUUGAAACAAGGGCUACACUGAACAAUCCAGUCCAUAAGAUUAAGUGACCCAAAGCAAGAUAGGUUCAUAUGGCUGAUUUAAUGCUCUUCCAUGAUCAUGAUACACCAAGAGAUGCAUAAUUGUCAUUUUUUGUGUAGAAGAAUAUGAAUACUGUAGAGGGGGGAAAGGUAGAGCAGGUUGUGUAACCUUUUAGUUUGACGGUCUUGUUAAAAGAACACCAUGUAAGACUUUCUAACAAUGUGUACCCUGUAACCCCAUGUUAAAUAUAGGCGGCAUUCCUUGUAUCAUGUUAUGUUUGCAAGUGUAAAUUAAUUUAUUUACUUAAGGCAAUUUUUCAUAAAUUCACUCCAUUAUUAAGGUUGAAAAAAACUAUUUUUUAUAAGUGAAAUGCUAAGAUCAGCAUUGUAGUUAGUCUAAGGCAUCUGUUUCUACAUAGUACAUCUAUGUAACAAAAGUAAAGUUUUUAAAAAUGUACACAUCGAUGUAAAUAUCUAAGUUCAACUGAAUUUUGUUAUUUAAAUGUGUAUUUUAAACUUUUUUUUUUUUUUGCCCAUCCUGUGCCCAGCAGUUUAACCAUCUCUGUACAUAUACAUGUACUGUGUACAAAGACAGGUUGAGAGUGAAACGUUAAAUGUAUCGGGCUAAAGAUUAAAGUUGUUGGGUGUAGAAGACAAUUUUACAUGAACUCCAAUUGCAUAAACUAUACUCCCAUGCAAACAGAAUCUAUAUAGUUACUGCCUUAGAAAAAAUAUUGAUAAUGGAGCGAAUUAAGUGUCAAAAACAAGUAAAAAGCUUAAUUAAACUUUGGUGGAUUGAGGUUCAGCUAGUUCGCAUCAGAAUAAUAAAUAUUUAGAAAAGAAUUGUACUCCUAUCAGCAGUUCAUCCUCUUUUCCACCCUUAAUCUAUACAUUUUCAAUCGCAAUUCAGCUUUGCUGCUGCCUUUUAUUUAUAUUUGGUUUACAUGUUACAUUUCAAGGAUCAUUUUUUUUUUUUUUUUAAUGAACUGUUAAAGGGGGAAGGGGGUUCACCACCCUGCAUUAAGUUCUUAGUAAACCCAGACUCGGCUUCCAGGUUAUUUUGUAAUUCUUCAAAAUACUUGAUACAGUUGUGUAAUUUGAGGACAAAAACAGGUAACCGUGGCCGCAGAUGUACAUAUGCAAGAUCUGUAGACCUAAAUGUGAUUUAAUUUAGGUCUAGAUUCUCUUAAUUCAGAUCAGAACCAAUUGUUAAUCAUGCCAGUUAUUUAGCAGCAUACCAGCUAUGACCAAGAUAGAAAGUGUAUACAAUUGAUACAAACAGAUGGAAUGUAAAGUUUCUUACAUGUCUAAAUUAUUAAACGUGUUUCAGCUUUGG
Molecule: messenger RNA, 4396 nt
Organism: Polyodon spathula (Mississippi paddlefish)
Lineage: Eukaryota; Metazoa; Chordata; Actinopteri; Acipenseriformes; Polyodontidae
Product: lysine-specific demethylase RSBN1L-like
Exons: 8
Coding region: 94-2547 (817 amino acids)
Cellular component (GO): nucleus
Source: RefSeq, a predicted model, not a curated record